Molecule: messenger RNA, 1372 nt
Organism: Pangasianodon hypophthalmus (striped catfish)
Lineage: Eukaryota; Metazoa; Chordata; Actinopteri; Siluriformes; Pangasiidae
Gene: bsx
Product: brain-specific homeobox
Exons: 3
Coding region: 115-801 (228 amino acids)
Biological process (GO): regulation of DNA-templated transcription
Molecular function (GO): DNA binding; DNA-binding transcription factor activity, RNA polymerase II-specific
Source: RefSeq, a predicted model, not a curated record
UUACGUUACGGGCUUUUUUUCCCCUAAGGUUUGCAGACGAAGGGAAGCGGCCUGGAGGUUUUUAUUUUGCCCAAACAAGCGGCGAGAACUGCGUUCCGGCCGAGCUCGUGCAAGAUGAACCUGAACUACACGUCUCCGGGCGAGCAGAUGCCCACCCAGAGGUCAACGUCCUUCUUCAUUGAAGACAUUUUGCUCCACAAGCCUAAGCCUUUGCGGGAUGUGUUUCCGUCGCCUUUCUCCAACUCGCUCGCAUCUCGGAUGCCUCUGCUUGAAUACGGAUACCCCCUCAUGCCCACCCCGAUCCUCGCCUCCCAUCCACACCAUCCUCUGCACAAACCCGAGCAUCACCCCUACUUCUUCACCUCCGGAGUGCAGAUGCCAUCGCUGUUCCAGCAUCACCCGGAGCUGCCCGGGAAACACUGCCGGCGCCGGAAAGCGCGCACUGUCUUCUCCGACUCGCAGCUCUCCGGACUGGAGAAGCGCUUUGAGAUGCAGCGGUACCUCUCAACACCCGAGCGCGUGGAGCUGGCCACAGCACUCAGCCUCUCAGAAACACAGGUGAAAACUUGGUUUCAGAACCGGAGGAUGAAGCAUAAAAAGCAGUUAAGGAAAACGCAGGAGGAGCAGAAGACACCAGGGGACACGGACAGAUCUCUGGAGAGCUCGAGCGCCAGCGAGCUGCAUGACAGCAGCGCAGGAGGCGCGAAAGACGCCAUGAGUCCGGACAGAUACACGGUGGACGAAAACGAAGACGAGGUCGAUAUUGAGGACGACAUCUGCUCCCCUGAACAUUUACUAUAGAGCGAAGAACAUGAACUAACCCACUCAUGUACAUAUCGAUUACUGAAUUUUAGAUAGGAAAUUCUAUUUAGCUUUUUUUUUUUCUUUUUAUAUUUAAAUUAAUAACCAUCUAAAAUAUAAUAUUCAAGCGCUUAUGACAUGCAUAAUCAGCAGACUGACUCAUGACUCCAGGUAGCUCAUGACUUCCGGCCAGAAGGAAUUUCGAUUCUAAAAUUAUUAUUAUUAUUAUUAUUAUUAUUAUUAUUAUUACUACUACUACUACUAUUAUUAUCAACCGUUUCGCCCAUACUGAGGACUUUAAUGAAGUGACCGGGAUUGAAAUAUCACAAGCCCACAGUGACUUUUUUUGUUAAUAUGGGAGGGGUAUUAAAUAUUGUAUUAGACAAUCUGUAAAUAGAAUCCUAGCACUUGUUCAGUUGAUGGAUAACUGAGCAAGAGCGCAGCAGUGAUUUCGGAUGUGGUUGACGCAUCAUGUUCAUCAGCUCUAAAACUGUGAUGUGUCUUUUGUUAAUGCAAAACAUGUUAAAAAUAAUGUACAGUAAAUUAAUUAUCAAAGAAAUUAUGAUUUGUU